Messenger RNA from Gavia stellata (red-throated loon), 1575 nucleotides. It is a transcript of the gene PAX7, whose product is annotated as paired box 7. Gene Ontology annotation, molecular function: DNA-binding transcription factor activity, RNA polymerase II-specific; RNA polymerase II cis-regulatory region sequence-specific DNA binding. The record is from RefSeq and is a predicted model, not a curated record. The coding region runs from base 1 to 1575 and encodes 524 amino acids. The transcript has 10 exons. Gene Ontology annotation, biological process: anatomical structure development; regulation of transcription by RNA polymerase II. Lineage: Eukaryota; Metazoa; Chordata; Aves; Gaviiformes; Gaviidae.
AUGGCAGCUCUGCCCGGGACGGUGCCUCGGAUGAUGCGCCCGGCUCCGGGGCAAAACUACCCUCGCACAGGCUUCCCCCUGGAAGUUUCCACCCCACUGGGCCAGGGUAGGGUGAACCAGCUCGGAGGGGUCUUCAUCAACGGCCGCCCGCUGCCCAACCACAUCCGCCACAAGAUCGUGGAGAUGGCCCACCACGGGAUCCGGCCCUGCGUCAUCUCCCGGCAGCUGCGGGUCUCCCACGGCUGCGUCUCCAAAAUCCUCUGCAGGUACCAGGAGACGGGCUCCAUCCGCCCCGGAGCCAUCGGGGGCAGCAAGCCCAGGCAGGUUGCGACUCCCGACGUGGAGAAGAAAAUCGAGGAAUACAAGAGGGAAAACCCCGGGAUGUUUAGCUGGGAGAUCCGAGACAGGCUCCUGAAGGAUGGGCACUGCGACCGGAGCACCGUCCCCUCAGUGAGUUCGAUUAGCCGUGUGCUACGCAUCAAAUUCGGGAAGAAAGAGGAAGAGGAGGACUGCGACAAGAAGGAGGAAGAUGGGGAGAAGAAGGCCAAGCACAGCAUAGACGGCAUCCUGGGCGACAAAGGUAACAGGCUGGAUGAAGGCUCUGACGUUGAAUCCGAACCAGACCUGCCUUUGAAGCGCAAGCAACGCCGCAGUCGAACCACUUUCACCGCUGAGCAGCUGGAGGAGCUGGAGAAAGCCUUCGAGAGAACCCACUACCCAGACAUCUACACACGAGAAGAGCUAGCUCAGAGAACCAAGCUCACUGAGGCCCGAGUUCAGGUGUGGUUCAGCAACCGAAGAGCGAGAUGGCGCAAACAGGCAGGAGCGAACCAACUUGCGGCUUUCAAUCACCUGCUGCCGGGGGGCUUCCCGCCGACAGGAAUGCCGACUCUCCCCCCGUACCAGCUGCCGGACUCCACCUACCCAACAACCACCAUUUCCCAAGAUGGGGGAAGCACUGUUCACAGACCCCAGCCCCUGCCGCCAUCCACCAUGCACCAGGGAGGGCUUGCUGCAGCCGCCGCUGCUGACACUGGCUCUGCCUACGGAGCCCGACACAGCUUCUCCAGCUACUCGGACAGCUUCAUGAAUGCUGCAGCUCCUGCCAACCACAUGAAUCCUGUUAGCAAUGGCCUCUCUCCACAGAAGCAGGGUGCCCAAAACAAGAUGCAGUGCUCCAGGUGGAACCUCACCAUAGCCUUGAACAAUCAGGUGAUGAGCAUCCUGAGCAACCCCAGCGGGGUUCCUCCGCAACCCCAGGCUGACUUCUCCAUCUCUCCCCUUCACGGUGGCUUGGACACCACCAACUCCAUCUCUGCCAGCUGCAGCCAGCGGAGUGACUCCAUCAAGUCUGUGGAUAGCCUCCCGACUUCCCAGUCCUACUGUCCUCCCACCUACAGCACCACCAGUUACAGUGUGGACCCAGUGGCUGGCUACCAAUAUGGACAGUAUGGACAAACUGCUGUUGAUUAUUUGGCCAAGAACGUGAGUCUGUCUACACAGCGUAGGAUGAAGCUGGGAGAACAUUCAGCCGUUCUGGGCCUCCUACCAGUAGAGACAGGCCAAGCUUACUGA